AUGAGAACAUCUUCAGUAACUGCAACAAACAAAAACACAUACAAAUAUUUUUAUUUUGCUUUUAAAUAUGGAUGUUGUUCGUGUGAUCAACAUUUCAUCUAUAGAUUAGCAGAAGUGCUACUUAAUGAUAAUAAUUACAAGAUUGAGCGUGAGCAACGAAGCGUCAAUACCAAUCUUUUUUCAACUACUACAAAACAAUACCAUCCCUGUAGUAAGCAAUCUGUAACAUUACCAUUACCAUUACCUUCAACAAUCAGUCCAUCAUCAUUCCACUUCUUAGUAUUAUAA
This is a messenger RNA of Heterostelium album PN500, 288 nucleotides long. RefSeq lists its product as uncharacterized. NCBI's taxonomy places the organism in Eukaryota, Evosea, Eumycetozoa, Acytosteliales, Acytosteliaceae. The record is from RefSeq and is a predicted model, not a curated record. Bases 1 to 288 code for a protein of 95 amino acids. The transcript is spliced from 4 exons.